Ciona intestinalis (vase tunicate) is the source of this 3120-nucleotide messenger RNA. NCBI's taxonomy places the organism in Eukaryota, Metazoa, Chordata, Ascidiacea, Phlebobranchia, Cionidae. The record is from RefSeq.
CUCUUGUCCUGAGAAUGCGCAAGGCUGUCCACGAAAGCUCAGAGCCGCUCAUUUCAGAAAAUCAACCCAGCGAGGCUCGGUCAAACCAUACGCCGGAACAAAGUGCCCGAAACCUGCCCGCCGGAAUUGACAACGAAUUGUUGCAGAGCAUAGCAUUGUACGGUCGGCUGGCCAAGGAUACGCGGACAAACAACAACUCGAACAAUAACAGCAAGCGACAGUACUCUGGGAAUUCCCCGCAGUCGAGAAGCAAAAGUCCUCGCCUGGAUCAAAGUCCUAGAGCGGAUUACAAUAAGGAGAGUGAGGGUCAGCUGGGAGUUUUGGAGCUGGCAGCGCUACAACGACAGGCAAUGCAACUUGCCUUCUUACAACAGUCCACCUUCAAAAAUCAGGACAAGUCAGAUCUUCCUUCUAGCCCAGAAGAGGACGGUAACAACAUGUCCGUUGCGGCUGGCUAUAAAAAUCCCAUGGCGGUUGCCAUGGCAGCAGGGGUCCUCCCAGCUACGUCAUCAGCGCAACAGAUGCAGCAGUUGCUUUCCCAGCAAGUAUUAUCCCCGCAGCAUCUGCAAGCUAUAAUGCAACAACAAGCCUACUCAGCCCAGCACCACCAGGCGCAGAUCCACGAAUUUUACCGGCAACAGCAAAAACAAGUCCAGGACUUUCAAAUCCAGCUGGCCGCCGCCAAGCAGCAGCAAAAAGGCGAGGUGAAUGACGUCACGAGUCACCAUAGCAACGGCGCAAAGCUGAGCAACGAGCAACAACUUCAACAGCAUCUUGCGCUACAGCAACUGGUUCAUCUCCAGCAAAUGCAGCAGCAACAGCAACAAGCAGCAGCAGCGGCAUUACAGCAACAUGGCCUAGCAACCGCUGUAGCAAUGGCCCAAGGCCGCCAUGGCAACGGGAACCAAGCAGACAUGUCACCAAGCGACAUUCAGCAGCUUAUAUUAAAGCACGUUGCUGAAACCGCCACCCCGAAGAAAGAAACACCUAUGACGUCACAAAUGCAGUCGGACAAGCCGAUUUCCUCCAUCCGGUCACGUGAUCACUCAUUUAACGGGGAAACACCGAAUAUGAGAAGAAUCUCUAGCUCGAAGUCACCCAGAGAAAAUUCCCCGGACCCCCCACCAGCGCCCCAACCCCUAUUUGCUCAUGGGGUUUGCAAGUGGCCUGGGUGUGACGUUGAAUGCCCGGACAUACACACCUUUCACCGUCAUCUCAAUCGUUCCCAUAGUCUGGACGACAAAAGUACAGCUCAGUGCCGUGUGCAAAUGCAGGUCGUGGAGCAAUUGGAAAAGCAGCUCAACCAGGAGCGUGAACGAUUGGAUGCAAUGACUCAACACCUCAGCGGGAAAGAACAAAAGUCUGAGACACGUGACGAACGAGUUGCCAUGGAUACUACAGGAAUGACCAAUGGAAAAGCGGAACCUUUGGAAAUGCGCCAUCAGUCACUACCGGGUCCCAACAACAACAACAACAGUCAUCACGGGAUGGCGCUCGCACCCUUUCCCGCCCACCCAGUGACGUCACGCACCCCUAGUACCAUCAGCCUCCCAUCGAGCCCCAUCUCGGCCCCCCAUUUAGGUGCUUUCCCUUCGACCCUAUUUCCUCCAGCGACGUCUGUCCCAUCUUCCCCACCUCUGUUCAACUAUUCGACGAACAGUAUGGCGUCGGGAUCACGUGACGCAAUGUCCCAAGCCUCGAAACGACGUCACUCGGCUGCUGUGCCCAUAUCGACAGAUCUCUCCCAGAAUCAGGAGUUCUACAGAAACGCUGACGUCAGACCCCCCUUCACCUACGCCUCACUGAUACGACAGGCUGUUUUGGAGGCGCCCGACCACCAGAUGACGCUAAACGAGAUCUACAACUGGUUUCAGAAAAAGUUCGCUUAUUUUAGAAGAAAUGCCCCAACAUGGAAGAACGCUGUGAGACACAAUUUGAGUCUGCACAAGUGCUUUGUGCGCGUUGAGAACGUAAAAGGAGCGGUCUGGACCGUCGAUGAGAACGAAUACCAGAAGAGGAGACCCCAGAAGUUCUCCGGGAGUCCAGCAAUUCGCAACCGUAUCGAAACUCCGUCAUCUGCUAGUUUCUAUAGCAACCCAGCAAUGAACCUUGCAACCAUGCAGAUGGCUCUAGGUGAAAACCCUUUCAACCAAGCACAGCUUGUAAGUCAAGCAGCAAUGUUUGGUGGAACCCCUAGCCCUUACGGAGCUUUUACCCAGCGGGUUCACACUUGGCCACAGUAUGUCUGCUGAUCCAUCGAUAUCAAUGGACCAGGAAAACCAGAAUAUGUCUGGAGCCAGGAUCACUAGUAUCUCCCCAACAUCGAGUAAUCACAGCCUCAAAGAUGAUAACAGAGAAUACGUGUCGCAGUUCAAAGGCACCGGAAAGCUGGACAACCAGUCAGAACCGGUUCCAUCCAGUCACUCCAUGGAGAAUCCUUACCACUCGCCCAGACCGAACAAAAUGGAGACCAACGAAUCAAACCAGUACAGGGGAAGUCCCGUGCGAUCACGUGACGACGACGCAGAAGCCAGCGGUGGCUCCAUGCUCUCUGACGCCUCCGCCGGCGAGGACACCGACAAGCCGAUGAACCUGCAGAACCUCACAAACGGGGACUCGCCGUCCCUCCAACAGAGACCGGGCAUGCUUUCGGCCAGAGGCUCAUUCACCAUGCUGCACGAUCAGUCAGCAGCCGAAUAGACAUUUUAGACAAUCGUUUUCCCUUCGGGACAAUGUCGCGUACAUAGUAGCCGGAAUUUAUCCAAGACCCGACCGCGCAAUCCCAGUUAGCGAACACAUUACCCUAAAAAUUCGAAGCCAACACAGUUCACAAGGGUGCUUCCCAAAAUGCCGUUCAAGUGACCCUAUAUACGUAUGUUCCACGCCAUGCGGCGGUGCUCCCUGCAAUAAUAGUGUGGUGCUGUAGCCAAGUAGUAGACCCACAAACCUAGUUGAUUUCUGUCGUGUUUUCAGUUGUUUCGUGCUCACCCCGCAGUAUGAGGGGACUUUUGUGCUUGUUUGCGUUUUUCGGUGCGCAGAUUUCAAGGUGCCUGCCGCCAUGGUAUCACCACGGAAGUUUUACCAGGAUGUGUACUAACAUAACACGACACAAAACAAAAA